AAUCUUCAAGUCUAUUUUGUUUUGCUCUACAUCAAGGGUUAAGGUUGCCUGUGAUGCCAUAUGCUGUUGGUGGUGAGGAGAGGAGGGGGAGGUGGAGAGAGAGGGAUGUAGAGAGAGAGAGAGAGAGAAAGAGUGAGAGAGAAAGAGAGAGAGAGAGAGAGAGAAAGAGAGAGAGAGAGAGAGAGAACGAGCAAAGGCAUCAGUUCGCUACGAUCGCAAGGGAAUCAGAAGCGAAAACAGAACGUGGACACAAUGGAUUCUAUAAUAGACGGAUUGUAACUUGAACCAACCUCAGUGAAACACUGUGAGCAAGGGGGAGGAAGACAGAGGAGCUAUGCUGUCACUUCCAAGUCUCAGUGGCUCAGUUUGAUUAACCAUGAUGAAGACUGAACCCCCAUCGGCGGGCAGUGCCAGCUCCACCCUCCGAAGCCCGUCCCCCCACAGGAACGCCUAUGAGGCGGGCAUCCAGGCUCUGAAGCAGGCCCACGACGCCCUGAAUAAUGCCACCAAUGGGGACGAUGCUGCCAAGGACGGCAAGCCGCCCCGGCCUAGCGGCAGGGGCCGCCGCCAGUACGGCUCCAAUGUCCACCGCAUCAAGAACAUGUUCAUGCAGAUGCAGUCGCCAGGCGACGAAGAUGACCCGUCCAAGGCCAAUGACCAGGCGGUGCGGCUGUCCCUGCCCAGGGCCAGCAGCCUCAAUGAGGACGUGAACCACAGCGCCCUGCUCAAGCUGGGCGCCACUGUCUCCGAGCGCGUCAACCGCUUCGACCCCAAGGGCGGCGAAGUCGGCGGGUCCCGAGGGGCCUCAGCGGGGUACUCCAAGCUGCAGGAGACGAGGAAGAUCUUCGAGCAGCGCCAGCUACAGGAGAAGCAGUCGGCCACCAACCGCAUCCUGCUCAAGAAGGAGCGUCCGGUUUCGUCCGCGGUCCAGGACAGCCGGCUGGACGUGGUAGUYCGCUUCAAUGGCAGCACUGAGUCUCUGGACUGCCUGGAUACGGUAGGGGGAGCCGGUGAGGCGGUGUCGCCCACCGUUAGCCAGCUUAGCGCCGUCUUCGAGAAGGGUGACCUGAGGAACAACCUGCACCGGCCCUCCUCCACGUCCCCGUUGCCCUCCCGAGGAGAAAGCCCCACUCCGGCGAAAACAGCGGAAUGCCUAAACUCCAAAAUCAUCGCCAGGAAGGUGCAAGUCUUGCCCCCAGGCAGUCAGGAGGAUGGGAGCAGCCAACCCUUGGACCAGGAGGGUUCCCCCAGAAGCCCCAGGAACAGAGCAGCUCCCCGAAACGACAAAGGCUCCUCAGGAAGUCCACAAACAGGGGACAGGACCUCUUCUGCUUCUACCGAAGCCAAGCCUGAGAGGGAGAGAGGGAAGGAAGCCAGGGGCUCAAGUACCGGAGGCGAGCCUGGCAGGGAACCAAUACCCAGGGACCAGGAGGACUCCUCCACACCCGAGGCAGGAAGCCGGCUGGUGCAGGCCGAGAUUCACGCCUCACUGGAAAAUGGAGAGGCCUCUGGGGGCCCCAGCGACAUGGCAGGGCGGCAGGUGAGAGAGAGGAGCCACAGGGAGGAGCCAAGGGAGGGGCCCCAAUGUGAGGGACAGGAAGAGGAUGGCCUGGAGGAGGAGUCUCGUAAGGAUGAUUACUCGGAGGGCGACCUGGUGGACAUCAGCGCAUACAGCGGCAUCGGAGAGGACUCCGGCGGCAGCCAGCUGGAUGAGGAUGAGGAGGAGGAAGAUGAGCCCUACGAGCCAGAGUCGAGCUGCUCUGAGAUCCCGGGACUGCCUGCCGAGGAGGAAGCACCGCCGGAGAACAGGAAGAUCUGCUUUAGCACUGGACCAAUAAAGGUGGUUGAAGUUCUGCAUCAAGCCCACCCUCUUCUGCUAAAAAGCAGCCUCCUGUUCCUCAAAGUUUCGGUCAAGCUGAAGAACGUGUGCAAGGGCUGGCAGGAGAAUGUGUAA
Molecule: messenger RNA, 1954 nt
Organism: Salvelinus sp. IW2-2015
Lineage: Eukaryota; Metazoa; Chordata; Actinopteri; Salmoniformes; Salmonidae
Product: neurabin-2-like
Biological process (GO): actin filament organization; neuron projection development; calcium-mediated signaling
Cellular component (GO): cytoplasm; actin cytoskeleton; dendrite
Molecular function (GO): actin filament binding
Source: RefSeq, a predicted model, not a curated record